GCCCAUCCGGGCCAGGUACCAUUUUGCGCAUAGCGUGUUCUGCCACAGUGCUGGGCCGUCGUGGAGCACGUCGACAAGUGGCAGAGUCCGUGGACCUGGAUGGAAUGAGAACAUGAGAAAAUGUACACCUGCGCACACUAAAGGACUCCACCCCCUACAGGCAGUGCUUUCCGAUUCGAAAAAAUUGAAGGAGGAAUGUGGUUUGGACUUAAGGAUUCAGUAGUUUCAAAAGAUUAUUGUCAAUAUGGCAUGGAGUGGACCGACAACAACAAAAUCCUCACUAACGAUGUUUCAAUUGCAUUCAGUUCAGGAGACAUGUACACAGCAGCAUCAGCUGUCCAAUCAAGGUCGACAAAAGAAUCGUCCCCCGAGUCGAGGGAACUAUGCAAUGGGUGUAGUCUUCGUGACUUGUUUUUACAACUCUGGACAAUGAGACCAUUUAAUCUCUAUAUUUAUACGUCGUCCUUCCAGGAAGCUUGUUGGGUGAAGUUUGCCCUUAAAGACUUGUUUGACGCAUUUGGGGUCAUCAUGCCAAGUGAAUGUUUGAAGCUCAUUCUCCCUUAUGCGGAUCAAUUGUUGGAACAUUUAUCAACUGUACCGGAACUGGCUAACUUAAUGCCUGAAGCAACUCGCCGUCUGAAGGGGAAACCAAUGUCCCAAUUACUAAAGCGAAAAUUAUUUCGUGAAUUAGUCACCAAAUACUCAAUGUUGGCGGAAGAAGAGAAUAUUUCUGAACCAGUACAUGAACGGUCGGUCAUGAUGGAAAUAAGUGAACAGAAAGUUUACAACAGAGUCGGGAAAGGACAUUUGGCCCCCACAACACUAAAUAAUCAAAUAUCAGACUGGCUUAUUCAGAAAUACGAGCACGUUGACGACGAAGAGAUACGGAUUCGAAAAUCGAUUGUAUAUGAUCAAUAUGUGAAACAUUUUCCACAUCUGGAUCAAGAAAGAAUAUUGAUUCCAUCGAAAUUUGGCACCCUUUUUAAGUCGCAAUUCCCUCUUGCAAAAACCAAAUACGGGGGCCCCCGUACAAACCGUUAUGAUUUGUAUGCAAACAUUCGACGCAAGAUUCCCGACGCCACAUCUCAAGAGAACAUGACAAUGGGUACUAUUGUUAAAGAGGAAGACAAAACUCCUACCAAAAAAAAUGAAGCCGUAAAUAUUCAUGUCAUGGUCCCAUUUGGUCUACUUGAUUCAAUUGUCGAAGUAGGAAAAAAUGUGAUUCAAAAAAUCUCAGAUAAUUGCCACGUCAAGAUAACGAUCCCGAAAUCCAAACAGAAAUGUAAUCGUGUUCAGGUCGAAGGAGAUAAGGUCAUGGUUGAAUAGGCAAAAAAAUUGUUGUUAGAUUUUGUCAAGAUUGUUGAGCAACUUAAUAUGUAGUGUCAAUGUCAAAAGUUUUGUUAUGAAUUAAAACUUAAAUAUGUAGAGAAA
Messenger RNA from Folsomia candida, 1431 nucleotides. RefSeq lists its product as uncharacterized. The transcript has 5 exons. The coding region runs from base 196 to 1326 and encodes 376 amino acids. Gene Ontology annotation, molecular function: DNA binding. NCBI's taxonomy places the organism in Eukaryota, Metazoa, Arthropoda, Collembola, Entomobryomorpha, Isotomidae. The record is from RefSeq and is a predicted model, not a curated record. Gene Ontology annotation, biological process: regulation of DNA-templated transcription.